CUUACAUCCUUGAAAGCCAUGCCCUCUUCUCAUGAAGCAAUUGAUGUCUUAGUUCCUGCCUCCACCGCCGAUGAUCCGGACGAACGUACUGCUUUACUUCCUACCACUAGUUCCGCUAAUCAUUCGCAGUCGUCAUCGUUGUGCUCGAUCACCGGCAGCUUUAAUAAUACAUGUUGUAAAAAGCUUUCCCGCAGCCAUUUUAUCAGUCUUCUGCCUUCUCUAAUUCUGGGCAUAGUGAUCUGGUUUGGGAUCACACCGACACCUGAGCUUAGUACGACUGCCAUCCACUUGUUGGCCGUCUUUGCCAGUUGUAUUUUCGCAUUAAUUACAACCAAGGUGGAAAUAUCCAUGCUGGUGUUGACGGGCUUAACCGUUCUCGCCUUGACACAAUCGUUUGAGUGCGAGGAUCAAGCGACCGGCAAAUACACUGAGUGUCGUCUUUGUGGUGAAGUUAACCCGCUGACAAGAGACAUAUUCGAAUGCAAGGGUGCAAAGGAGUCGUUCAAGCACUCACUUGAAGGAUUCUCCAGCUCUGUCGUUUGGCUGAUCUUUGCUGCUUUUCAUCUCGGUAAAGCAGUCGAAGUUACUCAGUUAGGUCGGCGUCUCUCCUUGUUGAUGAUUAAAUUUUUCGGCAAGCGGAUUCUUGGCUUGGCCUAUGCGAUUGUGGCAUCAGAAUUACUCCUAGGUCCAUUCGUUCCAUCCAAUACAGCCCGUGGCGGCGGGAUCAUACUACCCGUUGUUUCAUCGAUUGCCACCACGUUGGGCUCGACUCCAUCAAAGGAUCCUCAAGUGGGUGCUUUCUUGAUGCUGGUCGGAUCUCAUUCAAACUUGCUGUCGGCUUCUAUGUACCUCACAGGUAUGGCACCGAACCCAAUCGUAUUGGCAAAAGCAAAAGCCCUGUUCCCUCAGAUCCACUUUGGAUUCUUGGACUGGUUUAUCGGUGGAGUGGUUCCAGGCCUUACUUGUGCCGUGUGUCUUCCUUUGAUUUUGCGCUGGGCGUGCGGUCUCAAGACUAAAUCGGGGGAAAACAAAGUAACCAGCGACAGCAUCAUCAAGCAUGCACAGACGGAAUUGGACCGUUUGGGCCCCAUUUCAUGCCGGGAAUGGCAACUGUGUUUUGUUUUGAUCAUGUGCCUAUGUCUGUGGAUCAGUGCAGGAUACACGAAUCUAGAUGCAACCUUGGUUGCUCUGAUCGGCAUUGUAGCACUCUUACAAAUGGGUACGAUUACCUGGAAGGAUGUUUCUAGUAACACCAGUGCUUGGGACACGUUAUUCUGGCUAGGCGGGUUUGUGACAAUCGCACAGCAACUUUCAGAAGCAGGUGCAUCAGCUUAUCUUGGCAAUAAAAUUUCCAACGCGAUAGAUGACUUAAGACUGCCACCCGUACCGGCCCUGGCUGUGGCUUACUUCUUAACAACCUUUAUGUUCUCUUCACUGAGUGCCCAUACUGUCGCUUUCGUUGGUACAUUUUUGGACGCAGGUAGAGCGCUGGGCGCUAAUCCUAUGAUCUUGACUGUUCUGUUGGCGUUUUUUGGUGCACUGGGCGGCUGCAUGACUAACUUCUCAACUGGUACGGCAGCCAUGUAUUAUGCACCUGGCUAUGUGACCCGUUCGAGGUGGUUUUCUAUCGGCUUGCAACUCGCAUUGUUCUAUAUUAUCAUCUAUCUUACACUAGGCAUGGGCUGGUGGAAACUCUUGGGCUGGCACUAGUUUCCAACUUUUUUCCUUUUACAAAACCACAUUAGAUAUAUACGCACUUUUAUUCUACAAUUCCUC
This is a messenger RNA of Zychaea mexicana, 1776 nucleotides long. RefSeq names its product Sodium/sulfate symporter. NCBI's taxonomy places the organism in Eukaryota, Fungi, Mucoromycota, Mucoromycetes, Mucorales, Lichtheimiaceae. Gene Ontology annotation, molecular function: transmembrane transporter activity. The record is from RefSeq and is a predicted model, not a curated record. Gene Ontology annotation, cellular component: plasma membrane. Bases 19 to 1710 code for a protein of 563 amino acids. The transcript is spliced from 8 exons. Gene Ontology annotation, biological process: transmembrane transport.